AAAAUGAUAUAAAGUAAUAUUCAAAUGAAAAGAACACUGGCUAAUGGUUGGUUAUAGCACACACGCACUCAUACAUGAUGGAGUGCCUUCACAAGCACUCAUACAUGAUGGAGUGCCUUCACAAGCACUCAUACAUGAUGGAGUGCCUUCACAAGCACUCAUACAUGAUGGAGUGCCUUCACAAGCACUCAUACAUGAUGGAGUGCCUUCACAAGCACUCAUACAUGAUGGAGUGCCUUCACAAGCACUCAUACAUGAUGGAGUGUCUUCACAAGCACUCAUACAUGAUGGAGUGCCUUCACAAGCACUCAUACAUGAUGGAGUGCCUUCACAAGCACUCAUACAUGAUGGAGUGCCUUCACAAGCACUCAUACAUGAUGGAGUGUCUUCACAAGCACUCAUACAUGAUGGAGUGUCUUCACAAGCACUCAUACAUGAUGGAGUGCCUUCACAAGCACUCAUACAUGAUGGAGUGCCUUCACAAGCACUCAUACAUGAUGGAGUGCCUUCACAAGCACUCAUACAUGAUGGAGUGCCUCCACAAGCACUCAUACAUGAUGGAGUGCCUUCACAAGCACUCAUACAUGAUGGAGUGCCUUCACAAGCACUCAUACAUGAUGGAGUGCCUUCACAAGCACUCAUACAUGAUGGAGUGCCUUCACAAGCACUCAUACAUGAUGGAGUGCCUUCACAAGCACUCAUACAUGAUGGAGUGCCUUCACAAGCACUCAUACAUGAUGGAGUGCCUUCACAAGCACUCAUACAUGAUGGAGUGCCUUCACAAGCACUCAUACAUGAUGGAGUGCCUUCACAAGCACUCAUACAUGAUGGAGUGCCUUCACAAGCACUCAUACAUGAUGGAGUGCCUCCACAAGCACUCCUACACGGUUGA
This is a messenger RNA of Procambarus clarkii (red swamp crayfish), 892 nucleotides long. NCBI's taxonomy places the organism in Eukaryota, Metazoa, Arthropoda, Malacostraca, Decapoda, Cambaridae. The record is from RefSeq and is a predicted model, not a curated record.